Messenger RNA from Elephantulus edwardii (Cape elephant shrew), 2602 nucleotides. It is a transcript of the gene ZNF366, whose product is annotated as zinc finger protein 366. Lineage: Eukaryota; Metazoa; Chordata; Mammalia; Macroscelidea; Macroscelididae. Gene Ontology annotation, cellular component: nucleus. The record is from RefSeq and is a predicted model, not a curated record. The transcript has 5 exons. Bases 189 to 2426 code for a protein of 745 amino acids.
AUUGUUCCUGUUCUCUUUCUUAAGUCAUCUGAAACACUGUCCCUGCGAGUUCUUUUAAGUUCCCUGCAAUCUGUACACAAGAGAAAGAGGGAGAGAGAGGGAGACAGACAGAGAGAGCGAGGGAUCAGGUAAAGCAGCGAGGCUGCUGCAGCUACUCUGAGAACUCAGGAGCUGGGCACUUUCCAAGGAUGCAGAAGGAAAUGAAGAUGAUCAAAGACGAGGAUGUGCAUUUCAGUUUGGGUGUGAAGAGGCCCCCUUCGUUCCUCCACUGCCUGCAGACGGUGGCUUCGCGAGGGAAAGCCCCCCAAAGACACUCGUUCCCUGAGGCUCUCCAAGGGCCUUUUCCUCAGUUUCGCUAUGAACCGUCUCCGGAAGACCUAGACGGUUUCUCCGGUGUCUUCGAAGGAGGAGGCUCUCGGAAACGCAAGAGUGUGCCCACCAAGAUGCCCUGUAGCCACCCAGCCGAAGAAGCGCCACUUGCCCUCCAGUCCCAGGAGAACAAGAGCCAUGGGCCUCCCAGCCUCCCGCUGCUGUUCCCGCCACCCUCGCGCCCCAAGUAUGACUCCCAGAUGAUCGACCUGUGCAACGUGGGCUUGCAGUUCUGCCGCACCCUCGAGCACCUGGGGGGCAAGACCAUCAAGCAGGAGCCGGUCAAGCCCAGCGCCGUGUGGGCCCAGCCCGUGGCCCCUCCAUUCCUGCCUUCUCCCUACCCCUACUACCCCAAAGUCCACCCGGGCCUCAUGUUCCCCUUCUUCAUGCCCUCCUCGAGCCCCUACUCCUUCCCCUUCCUGCCCAAACAGCCCCUCGAGCCGCUGCCCCCGCGCAAAGCCGAACCCCCCGAGAGCGAGGAGGCCAAGCAGAAGGUGGAGCGGGUGGACGUGAACGUGCAGAUCGACGACAGCUACUACGUGGACGUGGGCGGCGCGCAGAAGCGCUGGCAGUGCCCCACCUGCGACAAGUCUUACACCUCCAAGUAUAACCUGGUCACCCACAUCCUGGGCCACAGCGGCAUCAAGCCGCACUCCUGCAGCCGCUGCGGGAAGCUCUUCAAGCAGCUCAGCCACCUGCACACCCACAUGCUCACCCACCAGGGCACGCGGCCCCACAAGUGCCAGGUGUGCCACAAGGCCUUCACGCAGACCAGCCACCUGAAGCGCCACAUGAUGCAGCACAGCGAGGUGAAGCCGCACAACUGCCGCGUGUGCAGCCGUGGCUUCGCCUACCCCAGCGAGCUCAAGGCCCACGAGGCCAAGCACGCGAGCGGCCGCGAGAAUAUCUGCGUGGAGUGCGGCCUCGACUUCCCCACGCUGGCGCAGCUGAAGCGCCACCUCACCACGCACCGAGGCCCCAUCCAGUACAACUGCUCCGAGUGCGACAAGACCUUCCAGUACCCGAGCCAGCUGCAGAACCACAUGAUGAAGCACAAGGACAUCCGGCCCUACAUCUGCUCUGAGUGCGGCAUGGAGUUCGUGCAGCCCCACCACCUCAAGCAGCACUCCCUCACCCACAAGGGUGUGAAGGAGCAUAAGUGUGGCAUUUGUGGACGGGAGUUCACCCUGCUGGCCAAUAUGAAGAGACACGUGCUGAUCCACACCAACAUCCGUGCCUACCAGUGCCACCUCUGCUACAAGAGUUUCGUGCAGAAGCAGACCCUUAAGGCACACAUGAUUGUGCACUCUGAUGUGAAGCCUUUUAAAUGCAAGCUCUGUGGGAAGGAAUUCAACCGGAUGCACAAUCUCAUGGGCCAUAUGCACCUGCACUCCGACAGCAAGCCUUUCAAGUGCCUCUACUGCCCGAGCAAAUUCACGCUGAAAGGAAAUCUGACACGCCACAUGAAAGUCAAGCACGGGGUCAUGGAGCGAGGCCUUCACUCGCAAGGUUUUGGAAGGGGAAGACUUGCCCUGGCUCAGACAGCAGGUGUCCUGAGGAGUCUGGAACAGGAGGAACCCUUCGACCUUUCCCAGAAGCCCCGGGAAAAAAGGCCAGCCUUUCAGUCUGAUGGAGAAAGUGCCAGAGAAAGCUCCUGCCAUGAGGAGGAGGAGGAGGAUGAAGAGAACUGCUAUGAGGUGGAAGUGGAGUCCUACAGCCCCAGCCUUGCCCCCCAGAACAAGCAGCCCUGCUCACCCCAGGAUCUAUCCAGAAAACCCCAGCAGGCCACAGGGGCCCUUGGAGAAGCCUUUGAAGAGGAGAAGGAGGAAGAGCAGAAAGAAGAGCUGGAGGAAAAGAGCAUAGACAAGGUGGAUGCAGAUGGUGGUCAAGAGAGAGCGUUUGCCCUGGGAGAUGAGCACCUAAGCCUCACGGCUUUUCCCAGUGCCCGCAGGGGCCCCUCUUUCUCUGAUUACUUAUACUUUAAGCACAGGGAUGAGAGCUUAAAAGAAUUACUGGAGAGGAAAAUGGAAAAACAAGCAGUGCUUUUAGGUAUCUAAGUGCACAGUUUGAAAAUCACGCUUGGAAAAUGAGAACUAGGCAGUUCAAAUAUAGCUUUCUGCGUGAACUGUCAUUUGCUAGGGACUAGAGGAUGGCACAAAUCUUGACAGAUGGCUCAGAUGGAAUGAGGAGAGACAGACACAGUAAUGCAAAUGUCUCUGGGGUCAUUCACUGG